Molecule: messenger RNA, 1143 nt
Organism: Trichosporon asahii var. asahii CBS 2479
Lineage: Eukaryota; Fungi; Basidiomycota; Tremellomycetes; Trichosporonales; Trichosporonaceae
Exons: 4
Coding region: 1-1143 (380 amino acids)
Source: RefSeq, a predicted model, not a curated record
AUGAGACGCCAGGGUGUGCGCGUUGUCGAACUCGACCCCGCCGUUCGCGCACUAAACUAUGCCAGCGGGAUAAAGGAUGCCUGCGACGUCGUCUCGAUGAGUCGCUCCCGCCCGGGUAGUGUGGAAUCGAAUUGCACAGACGGAGGCGACGAGGCCGGCAGCGAGCUAGUUAUAUCUGCAGCCUCAACAGUCUCCAGCGAGAAGCCGACCGAUCGGCAGACCUACCUGGAGCUCGCCUACGGCCUCAAGUCUUUCAAAGCCAGGGCAGGACUUCUCGUAUACUGUCGUCGGCGGGCGGCAUGCAGGCGCGUGCGCAAGACACUUAGUGGCAAGGUCGAAAAGCUCGAGCAACUCGCCCUCCCUGUCCCAGAAGCGUGGCUGGAAAAGCACCCUGCUCUGGAUGGCAGGACACUGUACUUGUAUCCGCGACAAGCGCACAGGCGACCUAGAGCGUUCUCGACUGCUCUCUUCACUCCGCGAAGUCUAGGUCCUGUCGCCUGCUGGUCAUCCUCGCCGGCGGAAAUAACAUUUAGGAGGGCGACGAGGGAAGGGUCCUCUGAACCCGCUCAGGCGCAGCGGACCGACGGCGCGUACGGCGAUCACGGCGAGCCCGUCGACUCCCACGCCCUUGUCGCCGCCCCUGACGAUCAAGACGACCACGGCAAGCCUCUGACGGAAUCUGCACUCGCACUCGCAGACGCCGAGCUUGCUGAGUGGGCUCCGUCUGCCCCGACUCUCCUCUGCGAGCAGGAGACCCCUCUCAGCUAUGAGGGUGAUCUCAUCGAUUGUGGCGAUGCCGAUGACCCCCUUCGCGCCAUCGUGGGCUCGGGCGUGGGCCAGGGCACGGAGAGCGCUAACGAUUCGGCACGACCCGAAAGCGCUAUCUCCGCCCCCAGCAGCUUUGGCACCGUCAUCAAUCCCGAAGCCGACGAGGAUCAGGAGAAUAGGAAGCUCCGCGAGGAGGUUGCGGAAAGCUACGCGCCUCGCAAAUCAAACUCGCCGCGGAGCACGAGCAACUCAUCGCAGAGCAUGAUCAGCUGUGCGUCGACUUCCAGCAAUCACAGGCGCGGGUUCUGUCGCUGGAGGACGAAAUACCGCAUCUUUCCUCAAAGCUUGACCGCGCCUCUGGGAUCAUCGACCUGA